AUGCUGGCGUCGGCGUCGGCGGCGGCGGCGGCGGUAGCGGCGGCGGCGGCGGUAGCUGCGGCGGCUGCGAUCGAGACGGUGGCGGUGGUUACCGUCUCGUUAGGUGGGCCUCUUGCCCACGGUGGUGCUGGCGUGGGCCUCUUGCCCACGGUGGUGCUGGCGUCGGCGUCGGCGGCGGCGGCGGCGGUAGCGGCGGCGGCGGCGGUAGCUGCGGCGGCUGCGAUCGAGACGGUGGCGGUGGUUACCGUCUCGUUAGGUGGGCCUCUUGCCCACGGUGGUGCUGGCGUGGGCCUCUUGCCCACGGUGGUGCUGGCGUCGGCGUCGGCGGCGGCGGCGGCGGUAGCGGCGGCGGCGGCGGUAGCUGCGGCGGCUGCGAUCGAGACGGUGGCGGUGGUUACCGUCUCGUUAGGUGGGCCUCUUGCCCACGGUGGUGCUGGCGUGGGCCUCUUGCCCACGGUGGUGCUGGCGUCGGCGUCGGCGGCGGCGGCGGCGGUAGCGGCGGCGGCGGCGGUAGCUGCGGCGGCUGCGAUCGAGACGGUGGCGGUGGUUACCGUCUCGUUAGGAUUUCAGAGGGCAAAGUGUAAAAACUCGCGAGGAAAAGAAACGAGCGCAGUGCGAGACGUAAUGCGGAGACCGCACGCACGCCGGGCGCUAAGCGCCGACGCAGAAGAAGCAAUCUGCCAGCGACGCCGCGCCGAGACGCGUCGCCGUGCGUGGCGCCACCGGAAAUUCAAAUUAGGGCGCGGGCGGGGCGUCCUCGUCUGCGAGUUCGCCUGCGACUGCGGUCGCGCGACGCCCCGCCUGCCGCGCCGGCGAGAAAUCAACUCGAAAUGUAAUUAA
This is a messenger RNA of Schistocerca americana (American grasshopper), 840 nucleotides long. RefSeq names its product antifreeze protein Maxi-like. Lineage: Eukaryota; Metazoa; Arthropoda; Insecta; Orthoptera; Acrididae. The coding region runs from base 1 to 840 and encodes 279 amino acids. The transcript has 5 exons. The record is from RefSeq and is a predicted model, not a curated record.